GUUUUGGAAGGGUGGGGGAGGACGCAGAGGGAGGCUCUUAUAACAGAAAGCUCUUCACUAUAACACUCCCACUGAAUUCACUUGCAAAUUCCUCAACCCUGAAAGACACAGGAUUCCCAGUGCCCCCUCGCCCGUGCAGAGCACAGACUGCACAGCUAGCAUACAGUCCUCUCACUCCUUCGGGCGGAUGUUAUUAUUAAUAAUAAUCAAAGAACCGAAUGGUCACCAAUCAGCAAGCUGACGGGCAGAGACCCCCCCUCCCUCAACACCCUCUCUUCUCUGUCUCUGUCUCGGCUGCGGGUCGCUGCUUCCAAGUGCCAAAUAAAGGAGAGAAGCUACGAGCAGAUGCCUGAACUAGACAGAACAAGAAGUCAGUCUUAACAUCCUAAAGCAACCGCAGCACCAAACAGCACCAGGGGCAGGAGCACCUUACUUGACAGUACCCCGGCCAGCCAGCUCAAGUGAUAGACUACCCGAUAGAAGUGCGAGUUAGAGAAAUUGCCUGAAACUAAGAGUAUGAAGAUUGAUUGAGGAUCCUGCAGUUUAGAAAUGGAACAGAAAGGUUAGUCAGAGAAACACCGCCUGGUGACGGAUAUCUGGAGCAAAGCCAGCCUUUUCAGUUAGGCUCUGCAGCCUGCAUCGCAGAGAGAAGGAUGGCAACAUCGAGCUACUGCUGCUGCCUGCUUUGGCUGCUCUGGGUCUGCCUUCUCGAGCCCAGCCAGCUGAGCCCUCUGCCAGCAAGGACUACUAAAGGUCUGCAGAGUGGCACGCCAGUGGACCCUUCGGGUAACAAGUUCACACUGCUGCACCGUUCCAAGCGGGGCUGGAUGUGGAAUCAGUUCUUUUUGCUGGAGGAAUACACUGGGUCGGACCCACAGUACGUAGGCAAGCUACACUCUGAUGUUGAUAACGGAGAUGGCACGCUUAAAUAUAUUUUGUCCGGAGACGGGGCUGGUACAGUUUUCAGUAUUGACGAGAACACUGGGGACAUUCAUGCCUUAAAGAAAAUGGACCGGGAGGAAAGGUCUUUUUAUGCAUUACGAGCCCAAGCCAUUGAAAGACGGACUGGCAGGCCUGUGGAACCAGAAUCGGAGUUUAUUAUUAAGAUCCAUGAUAUCAAUGACAAUGAACCAAAGUUUUCAAGGGCAACCUAUUUGGCCACUGUUCCGGAAAUGUCUGAUGUCGGUGCAUCUGUAAUUCAAGUUAUUGCUACAGAUGCUGAUGAUCCUACCUAUGGAUACAGUGCCAGGGUUGUGUACAGUAUCUUACAAGGCCAGCCCUACUUUUCAGUCGAGUCAGACACAGGUAUUAUUCGAACAGCUUUACCUAACAUGGACAGAGAAGCAAAAGAACAGUAUCAAGUGAUCAUCCAGGCAAAGGACAUGGGAGGACAGAUGGGAGGAUUAUCAGGGACAACAUCUGUGAACAUCACACUAACUGAUGUCAACGACAAUCCUCCGAGAUUUCUACAAAGUAUAUACCAAAUGAGUGUACAAGAGUCUUCCCAGGAACGUGCGGCUGUUGGCAGAAUUAAAGCUUUUGAUGCAGAUAUCGGGGAGAAUGCAGAAGUGAAUUAUCGUAUCAUUGAUGGUGAUGGAAUGAAUAUGUUCGACAUCAUCACAGACAAGGCUUCCCAAGAUGGUGUUAUUCGUGUGAGAAAGAUGUUGGACUACGAGAGCAGGAAAAGCUACACCUUGAAGGUAGAGGCACAGAACAGUCACCUUGAUGCUCGAUUCCUCUACCUGGGUCCGUACAAAGACACAGCCACGGUCAGAAUUACAGUUGAGGAUGUGAAUGAACCACCAGUGUUCAGCAGACCCUUUUACAUGAUGGAGGUGUAUGAAGACGCAGAUGUGGGGACUAUCAUUGGCACAGUAACCGCCCAGGAUCCUGAUGCAUCUCGUAACCUCGUUAGCUAUUCAAUCGAUCGCCAUACUGAUUUGGACAGAUAUUUCAACAUAAACUCAGCAAAUGGAUCAAUUAUUACAUUAAAACCACUUGACCGGGAAGAAACAUCAUGGCACAAUAUCACAGUAAUCGCAACUGAGACAAUUACAGAAAACCUGAGACAAAGUAGUCGUGUACCAGUUCAAAUCAGGAUUUUGGAUGUCAAUGACAAUGCUCCAGAAUUUCCCAUGGUUUACGAAACAUUUGUCUGUGAAAACGCAAAGGCUGGCCAGCUGAUACAAACUGUCAGUGCUAUGGACCAAGACUCGCCACGAAGUGGAUCCAGGUUCCUCUUCAGUUUGACCCCAGAAGCUGCCAAUAAUCCUAAUUUCACAGUUCAGGACAAUGAAGAUAAUACAGCUGGAAUUCUCACCAGGAGGGGAGGAUUUAGCCGUCAAGAAAUGAACACCUACCUUCUGCCAGUUUUCAUUUCUGACAAGGAACAUCCUAUUCAGAGCAGCACCAAUACUCUUCUGAUUAGAGUGUGUGCCUGUGAUAGUGAUGGCACCAUGCGGUCCUGCAAUACUGAAGCUAUAAUCCUUCCUCCUGGGCUCAGCACAGGAGCCCUCAUCGCCAUUCUGUUGUGCAUCAUUAUUCUGCUCGUCAUUGUGGUGCUCUUUGCCGCCAUGCGAAAGCAGAGGAAGAAAGAGCCUCUUAUCAUUUCCAAAGAGGAUAUCCGCGACAACAUUGUCAGCUACAACGACGAGGGUGGCGGCGAGGAGGACACCCAGGCCUUUGACAUUAGCACGCUGAGGAAUCCGGAGGUUAUUGAAGACACGCAAUUACGCAGGGAUAUCAAACCCGAGAACUUCCUGCUACCCCGGCCAACCCCACGAAUACCAGACAACACCGACGUCAGAGAUUUCAUUAAUCAGAGGCUAAAGGACAAUGAUACAGAUCCCGGUGCCCCUCCCUAUGAUUCUCUAGCAACGUACGCCUAUGAAGGAAAUGGUUCCAUAGCAGAGUCACUCAGCUCCUUGGAGUCAGUGACCACAGAGACAGACCAAGAUUACGAUUACUUGAGUGACUGGGGACCUCGCUUCAAAAAACUGUCAGACAUGUAUGGUGGAGACGACAGUGACAGGGACUCUUAGCGAGAAAACUCAUUCCCUUCAAUUUCAACAGAACAGAGUAUUGCUGUGUAAACAUGCGGGCCAGUACUUUUUCAAAAUCUAUCUCACUAAGACAUUUAUUGUGUACUGUUGGACUUUUAUUUCAUAGAUUCAUGGCUUCAGAAUGGUUCCAGUGUGAAGUGUGUAACUUUUGCUUCAUUUAAUGAGCAGCCCCAAGAUGAUAAUUCUAUGAGAAUUUAUACAGUAACUAUAUGCCUACACCAUCCACUGUUGCACUAGUGGAGACACAUGUUAUAUUGUUUAUUUUGUUUCUAAAAUAGAAAUACUUCACAGGUAUUAUUGUCUACACAGAAGAAUACAAAAUGUAUUAAAAUAGGGAUGUGCAUAGAACAAGUUCGUAAAAACAGCCGGAGGGAGAAUUUGAUGGUUCGGGUGAUCCAGGUUGGAGGCAAGCGUUAGACUUGAUAAUGAUCCUUGUUUUCUGGCUUCUGCCUUUCUUCUCCAAUCACAAAUUACUGUGAUACAGAGGAAAAACAUCAUAUUCGCUGGAGCGGCAACCAAGUAACACAUUCAAUUUGAUUGGGAAACACAUCAGAAUGUGCAUCAAACCAAGCACUUGCCUGAGAGAUGAAAGAUUAUGUGAGUCAUGUGUGUGCCACUGAACUACAAGACUUAGUCUAACAAGAAACCUGCUGGUUGUAUCCCAGGUUUAUAGCCUUUGACCUGCACACCUGCUGGCCAGCACAUCCCUUUGGUGAAAUUAGUGAAUUAGAUGUUUGAGCUGAACAUGUGGUUGAGUCAACUGUUUUCUUUCAUAAUGUACUGUACUGUAAUUUAGAUUCAAUAUACACCAAUGUAUACAUAUAGUACAGCUGUACUAUGUAGAAUGGAUGUAAAUCACUACAGAUGCAUCUUAAAACUAAUUGGCUGGGUGUUGUUGACAGUUUGGGGUGCAGCAGAGUUACACUGCACACAUUAACCUAAUGAUACAAGGUCCCCAUUUGGUUCACUACGUCAGAUUUCAAGUCCUGUUGCAAAACCAAGAAUCGGAUCAGAACCGUGGAUUUAUGGGGAAGCACCCAUGAUUCAACUUGAGCAUUGUUACCCGCAGAUUGGGGAAAACAUUUUCACAGCUCCGGAUGGCCGAUGAAACGUGAGACUGAACUAGCCCAGUUGGUUGGCCAUUGUCAUCAUGAAUUGUCACUGUGGCUUAAUCUCGAUUAAAUGAUCCCAUAAAUACAUGCCAACCUCACUGUUCCAAAAGCCUAAGCAGUUGUCUGGAGCUUACAAACCAUUGUUAAAUUGAGUCCUUCCAAAGGACUUCAACAAAUAACAUUUGAAUUCUCCCAUCCUCUUUGCAACAUCUAUCAUGGACAAUUUAAUUGGAUGAUAACGUAAAUCACAUCUUUGAGCCAAGAGGAGGAGAGGCCCAAGUGAUCCUUUGUUGAAAUGAAGACACUUUUGCUGUUUUGCUAUCCAAGAUUUGGUGAAGGGCAAAGUGUGGAAUAAUCUUUGGACUGCCUUAUUGCUUCAGAUGGAACAUUUGCAUUUAAAAACAUUGGUGAGGACAACUUAUGGUCUUGCAUUGUGCCCAUCAGUUAAAGGAUUGGCACUGUGGCAGGAGAAUGUGAGAUGGAGAGUUUUUUUACCUUUAGAUCCUAUAUUUAAGGAUCAGCCCACAAGAGCUCAGAUUCCAAAUCAUCCAAAGCUCUAAGGCUGGAAUAUGAAGUCAUAAAUCUCUUCAUCAAUUUUAAUUAGCUUAAGGGCUGGAUUGGAAACAAAUUAUCAAGUAACCCGAUCCGCAUUUCGAGAAGUUCAAUGUUACUCCACGUAUAAUGACUGAAAUGUUACCUGGUUUUUAAUUAAGAUAAGCAAGCUCUCACAUUCUGUGAUAAUCUCAGCGGCAGCCAAGCGCUCCAUUUUCCACACAUAGAACUUGAACUGGACAUUUACCGUGUUAGCACAGGUGAUAACACGGUUUGUCAUAACCACUUGGGAAUGUAAGUGAGGAGUUACUAGAAGGAAACCCAAGAAAAGUCAUUAACCCUUUAGCACCCAAAGCAAGUGAAGGCGAUUACCAUAGAGAAAAAAAACCCAAUGUAUUGUUUUCCAUGCAUUCUAAACAUAACCAUGGAAAAUGACCUUGAUGGAAUUAUUAAUGGAUGUGAAAGUGGUAGGCAUACUUCAAAUAGAAUUUUAGUUUGGAUUCAAAGAUCCAUUGUUCCUGUUCUCAUUGUUCCAAUAUGAUGGUUUUGUAGUAACAAGAAUUUAAAGGUACACAUGUCCUUAAUGUACUACACUUUUGUGAAAGGAUUCUAACAAUUUAAUAAUAGCAAUUUAUCUAUUCUGUGUAAACCUGUAAGAUAAGGCUUUUCUGCAAUAUCACUGCCAGCUUCUUUGAUUCACUUUUAGGUUAAACAUUAAAGGUUUUUGUGCCAGAUAAACCCAGAGCAGUUUAUAUUUACUCACAGAAAAGACAAAACAAAAACAGCCAGCUGCAGGAAUCCUACUGGGGAAAGUAGAGUUGAGCAAUAAAGACCCCCUGUGCAUGUGGUGUGCGCAGUUUGUAAUUUAUAUUAGCUCUACUGUAGCCUCAACCUCCAACCAAGAGAAGGAGAGGAAAGAAGGUCCCACGUCUGAGGAGAAAUAAGGUCUCAAGGCAAGACAUUUGAUCUCUACCAAAGUAAAAUACCCGAGGGGUUGAGGUAUAAUUGGUGGAUGGCAAUUAAAAUCUCAUGCUUCCACAAAAAGGUGGGGGAAUGAUGUUGAUUAUAUAAGAAACAGGAAUGAAACACUGCAAGCAUUCCAAUAUGUAUGCAUUUUACAUAUAUCAUGCUAAAAUAUUCCAAUAAUAUUUGAAUUGGACUAAUUCCCAGUCCAAUUCAACAUAUUUCCACGUGUUGGAAAACUGGGCUGCGAGAAAGUACAUUCUGCAUACAUUUGCUCUGUUUCAUGCACAAAGAAACACUUUCGUAAGGUGGUGUUACUUUAAAAUCCAUAACUGUACUCAUUGUCCAGUUAGGAUUAGCUUAGACAAUCUUAGCAUUGAAUUCAUCUUUUGUGUUGUGAAUUUUUGAGUGACUUGUUUGUGUCACAUGGGCACUCUGUGCUUUAAUUUUGUUCAGUCAAAAUCACAGUGCAAUCUCACAAGAGUAUAUUAAAUCUCCUGACACGGAAAAUAAUCAAAUUCUUUGCAUCAAUUCAGCAUCUCUUCGGACAGCAAGGUUAUGCUAAGAGAUCUGAUGUACAGCAGAUACAGACAUUAUUGUGACAAAUGAAUGAAGAUAAAUCAAUUUCACUCAUUUAGGUGCCAUAGAAUUCAGAUAUUAUUUUUACCUGUUUGAAGAUAUACCUGUUGUCCAACUUGCCUAAGAAUCAAUAUCAGCUGCAGUUAUAUCCAGAUUUCCAGUUGGCUGAGGCCUAUCCAGUGUGCUAGGAUGUAAUAGAAUGAGAGGGAUUCUUUUGAAACAUCAUCAAACUGAAACAUUAACUGCUCCUCCCUCCAAAGAUGCUAUCCAAACUGCUGAAUAUCUCCAGCAUUUUUUGUUAUUAUACCCAACAUAGGGUUACAUGUGUAAUACCAAAGGGCAGCUGUGUAACCAAGCAUGUCAUUUAGUAGAAAUAAUUCCUUGGUCUCUUGCGCCAAGCACACAAAACAGAGGCAGUUCCUUUUGUUUUCUGCCUUGAAGAUUUGAUUACCUUGACUUAAUUUCAAAAUCAGAACACCACGAGUCACACCAUCUUGUGCAUUAAGAGCAAGUUACCAAGAAUGAAUCUUAACCCCAAUGUCUUCAAGAGAGGAAGAGAGAUAUGCGGAGCAAAAUAAUCACAGCAACUUCUGAUAUGCUGUAUUUCCAUCUUUCAUAUAUUCAUUUUUGCAUGAAUAGCCCCUUAUCCAUUUUAAACGUAGGCCAAUUUUUAUCAUUAACCCAGUCAGAUGUCUUUUGAUAGUAUUGACCUGCGAGUUUAAAUUACUUUGUGGCUAUUAACAUUUUAUGUUAAUGUGAAAUAUUUUAAUGUGGCUGGGCCAGUUUGUACAACUGAAAAUAGCUAAUGCCAAUGAAGGAUCCUUGCUUAAGUUUCUGAUUGAUACCUGCUUUUUUAUGAUUUCAAGAUCUGCAAAUAAUAGUCACUGUUAGCAGCAACUGUAUGUUUAGCAAUUGGAAGAAAAUCGGAGUCCAUUUUCUUUUGCUAAGUAACAUUUUGUACAAGGAUUAUUUAUAUGAUACUAUUCAAUAAAAUGUUUUUAUGUAUGGA
Molecule: messenger RNA, 7277 nt
Organism: Amblyraja radiata (thorny skate)
Lineage: Eukaryota; Metazoa; Chordata; Chondrichthyes; Rajiformes; Rajidae
Product: cadherin-6-like
Exons: 12
Coding region: 654-3041 (795 amino acids)
Biological process (GO): homophilic cell-cell adhesion; cell-cell adhesion mediated by cadherin; cell-cell junction assembly
Cellular component (GO): plasma membrane; adherens junction; catenin complex
Molecular function (GO): beta-catenin binding; cadherin binding; calcium ion binding
Source: RefSeq, a predicted model, not a curated record